UAUCUUCUCAUUCACCACUGUCCCCAAACCUAGCCACCAACCUAUAAAUACCCAUCUCGCGUCUUCCUCCUUCACACAGCACAACACCAACACCUAUCAGGAAGCUACCUAGGCAGUCCUUCAUCAUGGCGUCGACCAAGAAUCACCAGCGACCCCCGUUCAGGGCUGAGCACAUGGGAUCGCUUCUUCGCCCGAAGAAGCUGUCUGAGAAGCGCGUGGCCCUUGACGGAAAGCCAGCCCUGGACAUUAUCCAGGACAAGGAGCUGAAAGGCCUCGAGGACGAGGCCAUCAAUGACAUUGUCAAGGUCCAGCUCGACCUGGGGUAUCACGGUCUCACGGAUGGCGAGUACCGUCGUCAUCAAUUCUGGGGGACUUUCUUCCCUGGCCUGGAGGGCUUUGAAGAAAUUAUGGAUCCCCCAAUGGACAUGUUCCGACUCUACGUGCCGGACCUGGCCGCUUUCACUGAGGCCGGACACAAGCCCGGAGAGUCGAUUGUUUGCACUGGCAAGAUCAAGCACAAGGGCAGCACGUAUACCAACGAGUGGAACUAUCUCAAGAACCUCCUCCCGGCUGACCGGGUUAAGGAGGCCAAGUUGACUCUGCCGGCGCCGGAGUGGUAUCAUCUUCGUUACCAGUCCGGUAGGGCCUACGUCAAGGGUGUAUAUGCGAACGACGCCGAGUACUUUGCCGAUGUUGCCAAGGCGUACCGCACUGAGCUCCAGAUCCUGUACGACGCCGGCUGCCGCAACGUCACAAUCGAUGACCCCAACCUUGCCUACUUCUGCUCGGAGAAGAUGCUCGAGGGCUUCCGCGACGCCGGCGAAGACGCCGACGCCCUGCUGGACAGCUACGUGGCGCUGUACAACGACUGCCUGUCCGCUCGGCCCGCGGACUUGCACGUGGGCCUCCACCUGUGCCGGGGCAACUUCGCGUACAGCCGGCAUUUCAGCGAGGGCGGCUACGACCGGGUGGCGGAGAAGCUGUUCCGCGAGAUCAACGUGGACACGUACUUCCUCGAGUACGACACGGAGCGGGCCGGCGGCUUCGAGCCGCUCGAGCAGCUGCCGGCGCACAAGAACGUCGUCGUCGGCGUCAUCACCAGCAAGUUCCCCGAGCUCGAGGACCUCGGCGAGAUGCGCGAGCGCGUGUUCCAGGCGGCCGACUUUGUGGCCAAGGGAGCCGGCCAGACCAGGGAGCAGGCCCUGCAGAGGAUGGGCGUCAGCCCCCAGUGCGGCUUCGCGAGCCACCACCUCGGCAACUCGGUCACGAGGGAGGACAUGAUCGCCAAGCUGAAGCUGGUGAGGCAGCUCGCCGACUCGAUCUGGCCCGGUGAGCCAUGAGCACUGGCGGAUAAUAGGGAGACUUGAAAUUGUGAGCGCGCUUUGUUUGUUCUCUCUCUCUCUUGUCUUCUUUUCCUUCGCGGGGGCAAGUAAAAUCAGGUGGUUGGGCGUAACCCGAGGCGUUUAUUGCCCUGAGAUCAACUCUCACGGGCUGGGGAAGAAAUAGGCGCAGACAAGCAGGCACAAAAUCAAGGGGAUCUUUCUUCUUAUUCGAUUUCUUCAUGCCUCGUAUAUGUGAAGUACAGGCCGCCUUUAAGAACCCUACCGGUACCGCCCUGCAGUAGUUUCCCCUUCCCGUUCAACCAGCUCCGUAAAUAUCGAUGUUAAACCUUGGGGUUCAUUUUCGUGGCUUCGCCCAGCCACCCCAUCUGCCG
This is a messenger RNA of Phialemonium atrogriseum, 1714 nucleotides long. Its product is annotated as UROD/MetE-like protein. The coding region runs from base 126 to 1340 and encodes 404 amino acids. The transcript has 3 exons. The record is from RefSeq and is a predicted model, not a curated record. Gene Ontology annotation, molecular function: zinc ion binding; 5-methyltetrahydropteroyltriglutamate-homocysteine S-methyltransferase activity. NCBI's taxonomy places the organism in Eukaryota, Fungi, Ascomycota, Sordariomycetes, Cephalothecales, Cephalothecaceae.